Messenger RNA from Striga asiatica, 1765 nucleotides. Lineage: Eukaryota; Viridiplantae; Streptophyta; Magnoliopsida; Lamiales; Orobanchaceae. The record is from the annotation of a GenBank genome assembly.
AAAAUUAAUCCAAAACCCUAAAACCUGAGAACGCUCUCACAGUUUCACUCACACUCACACACUUUUCUGCACCUUCAAUCAUUUCCAUGGAAACAUAGGCAAAGAACGAAGAAGAAGGAACUCAAGAAGAAUAAGAAGCUUUAGAUCCCUGUAAAAGGAAAAUGUCAGCGCUUGCAUACCUGGCGAAAUCGCGGCCCCUUUUGAGGCCGCAGAGCUUCAAAUCCAUCUCCACGUUCGCGCAUCUCCGGCAGGAGGCGCAGCAGCUAGAGGAUCCCUCUCCGGAUCCUUCGCCUCCCCCCCUCCCGCCGAACCCGGCCUCCGGAAGCCCCCGUUACAGCGAGAACUGGCGGAGCUCGGCCGCCGCCGACGACGGGGCGCUCAUCCCCCUCGGCCUGGGGUUCCUUCAGCAGUCACAGGCGUCGAGGAUGCAGCUUCACUCCCAGACGCUCGACGCCCGGGGUUUGAUGAAUAAGUUCGCCGAGUGGAUGACGACCCAGAAUUGGGAGGACAUGAAGCAGCUGUUCGAGGUCUGGGUUAGGUCGCUCGAUAAGAACGGAAAGCCGAACACGCCGGACGUGGAUCUUUACAAUCACUACCUGCGCGCGAAUUUCAUGAUUGGGGUGGAUGUUUCGGAGCUUGUCGAGCUUGUGGAGCAGAUGGAGGGAUACGGGAUCAGUCCUAAUUCAGCGUCGUACAAUCUUGUGCUCAAGGCAAUGGCGAGGCACAGGCUGGUGGAUACGGCUGUGCUGUUGUUCGAAAGAGUGCUCCAGAAAGGAAAAGAACAAAACGAAACCUUGGUGGAUCAAGAGUCUUAUGACUUAGUUAUUUGCAUGCUUCUUUCUGUAAAUAAGAUCGAUCCUGCCGUGAAAUACAUAGACCUGGCAUUGAAAUCUGGAUAUAUGUUGUUACCGGAUGCUUUUCGGAGUUUCGUGCAGAAAUGUGUUUCUAAUCGAAAGCUGGAUACAUUGGUGUCGAUUAUCGAAAAAUGCAAAAAAAUGGAUGAGAACAAAUCCCUUUGCCCUCCUUGGAACCAAGCCAUUUACCUUGCUGAGGUCGCCAUGCAGUGGAAUAACAGUGAUCUAGCAUAUUAUGCUCUUGAGUUCAUGGUAAAGUGGAUUACCCGUGGGCAGAAUUCGAACCCGCCAGAUCUUUAUUCGGCAAACGAAGGACUGGUUGUCUCGGCCCUUGCAACUGCCGGCCGAACUUACAGUUCGAGGCUCCUUGAUGGUGCGUGGGCCAUCCUCAAGUUUUCACUGCGCGGAAAGAAGCUUCCUAAUCCCGAAUCUUACCUAGGGAAAAUAUAUGCCUAUGCUAAUCUGGGGAGCCUGGAGAAAGCAUUUGUCACUCUGCUUGAAUUUGACAAGGUUUAUGGAAAUACAGACCGAGAAGAUGGUGAGGAUCUUUUUUCUCCAUUUUAUUCUUUAAAGCCUCUGGUCAUGGCCUGCUCCAAGGAUGGAUUUGCAACUCUAGACAAAGUUUAUUAUCAGCUGGAAAAUUUGAGUCAAGCCAACCCUCCACACAAGUGUGUUGCUGCUCUGAAUUGUGUAAUUCUUGGCUGUGCAAAUAUAUGGGACGUUGAUCGUGCUUACCAGACGUUUAAUGCAAUUGAUUCAGCGUUUGGGUUGACCCCAGACGUUCAUUCCUACAAUGCUCUCAUAUGCUCAUUUGGCAAGCAGAAGAAGGUACCUCAUCUGAAGCUUUGCACCUCAGGCAUAUGAUUUUAGAAAGAUUCAAUUAACAUUUCUAAUUACUGAUGCUAUAUUUU